This is a messenger RNA of Apodemus sylvaticus (European woodmouse), 714 nucleotides long. Its product is annotated as interferon-activable protein 202-like. The transcript has 5 exons. NCBI's taxonomy places the organism in Eukaryota, Metazoa, Chordata, Mammalia, Rodentia, Muridae. The record is from RefSeq and is a predicted model, not a curated record. Gene Ontology annotation, biological process: activation of innate immune response; cellular response to interferon-beta. Gene Ontology annotation, molecular function: double-stranded DNA binding. The coding region runs from base 1 to 714 and encodes 237 amino acids.
AUGAAUACACAGAUCAGUGAAGGCAGAUAUGGAUCACAAGAUUAUGGAGCAAUAGCUAAAGUACUGAUGCACAAGUAUAAUUCUUGCACUGAGAUAAAACAAAAGGAGCUACUCAAAGAAUCUUUUGAAGAAGAUGGUUACCACAAAGGUCCCAAAGAAGUGGUGGUAUUGAAAGCUACAAAAGUAUUUACUUAUGAUAGUAUAAUGAAUAAAAAGAUGUUCCAUGCCACAGUGGCUACGGAGACUGAGUUCUUCAGAGUGAUGGUGUUCAAAGAAAACCUAGAGAUAACGUUCACCCCAGGAAACAUCAUUGUUUUAUCAGAUUAUUUUAGUAUCUCUGGGUCUCUGAUGAUACACCAGUAUUCCACUGUGUCUGAGGUGAAUAGCCAAAAUGAGGAAAUCUCAAGCUCAUCAGAUGAAAGCCGCAUACCACACCUAAAAAUUUGUGAUCUUCACUUGCAAACAAAAGAAAUGCCUGUGGAUGGAAAGUUUAAAGUAUACAGGAAAAGUACCAAGAAUAAUUGUAUAUGCUAUGGAAUUUGGGAUGAUACAGGAGCAAUAAACUUGGUGGUAUCUGGACAUCUGACCAGUGUCAACUGUGAGAUUGGUGAUACAAUUAGAUUUGUCUGCUUUGAAUUGACCUCAUAUGCAGAUGAGUGGUUUCUGAGAGCUACGAGGUACAGUUACAUGGAGGUCAUCACACCUGAAAACUGA